AUGUCCAAUUCGGGCUCAGGAUUUUCUUCCUGGAGGAAGAGGGCGUCUAGCGUAUCGUCGUCGCAUACAGAUCUGGCUCGCACCGCUACCAAUGAGUCCCAGUCGAGCUCCCAGCCCGUGGCCGUGCCGCCUGCGCUCUCUUCCUCGGUUGCCUCCAGUCAGGCGCACCGAGAGCCUAUUCGGUCUUUCAUUCACGGCGUAUCUCAUGAGCACUUGGCUCCAGUCGACAGCCUCCAGAAUGCACGUACAGUUCGUGAAGAUACUGCCGAAUUAGCCAGUUACUUUCUCUCCGAUGGCUCCCAACGUGCCCGCGCCUUGCUUCAACGCCCGCGAUCCUCUAUUCACGAUGUUUUCAACCCGGAAGAUGACAGUGAUCCUGUUCCCGUCGUCCGGCGUGGCUCUCCCGCUAUCCCAGAAGUCUCUGAGCCCGCCUCACCGGACGAAUGCACCGAGCAGCUGGACGAUGAGGAUGUCGCUGGGCCUUCCGUACUGGCCAACCUUCUGAAGCGCGCAUCUCCACCAGAGACAGAACCUAAGACAACACCCAAGGCUGAUCGCUCCAAGUCCAUCGCUUCCGAGACACUUCGUGCUGCUAGUAGCACUGGAGCUGCUGGGGCUUCAAGGACUUCGACUAACGUCCCUUCAAUCGCGGAGCCCGCGACUGAAUAUACCCCAUUGCUUUCUGCUUCUUCCGAAUCUAGCUAUGAAGCAGAGGCCAUCCUCGAGGGCCAGCAGCGCUUACCGAAGCGCAAGUGGUUUGGCAAAGUUCGCGAACAGACUUAUGAGGUCAAAUCUACCUUAAUUCAAGGUGUCAAAGUCGCAACGAACCCUAAGAGAUGGGAUUGCAGAGCCCUGGCGCAUCACGCUUUCCUGGACCCGCUGUCUUGCCUACCUGCUGUCGCCGUUGGUCUUCUUCUGAACAUACUUGAUGCUCUGUCAUAUGGCAUGAUUCUUUUCCCCCUCGGCACACCUCUGUUCUCUCAUCUGGGAUCUGCCGGUAUUUCCAUCUAUUACGUGAGCACCAUAAUCUCUCAGUUGGUCUUUUCCACUGGUAGCAUCUUCAAGGGGGCAGUCGGAUCGGAGCUGAUCGAGGUUGUUCCUUUCUUUCACAACAUGGCUAAGAAGAUUCUUGACACUGUCGGCGAGGAUAACCCAGAUGCUGUUAUUGCGACAACAAUUGUUUCUUACGCAAUAAGUUCCAUGGUGACAGGUCUCGUGUUUUAUCUCAUGGGCAAGUUCAAAUUCGGCUUCAUGGUUGGUUUCAUCCCCCGCCACAUCUUGAUUGGCUGCAUUGGCGGUGUCGGCUAUUUCCUCAUUACUACCGGUCUUGAAGUGUCGGCGCGUCUUGAUGGAACCAUUGAGUACAAUCUUGACACCUUUAAACAGCUUACGCAACCAGAGACGAUACUCCUUUGGAUAUUUCCGCUUGUUCUCGCCAUCAUCCUAUUUUACGGCCAAACGAGAGGUGCUUCAAAGUAUUUUCUGCCGUUGUUCAUCCUCGCUAUUCCUCUAGUCUUCUACAUCUUUGUCGCAGCCAUUGACGCCCUUAACGCGGAUGACCUUCGCGAUAAGGGCUGGAUCUUCCGAGGACCACCAGCGGGGGAGCCAUGGUGGUACUUUUACACUCUCUAUCGAUUCGAUCUUGUUCACUGGGAUGCCAUUAUCGAGGUAAUCCCCGCGAUGCUUGCAUUGACCUUUUUUGGCAUUCUACACGUCCCCAUCAACGUGCCUGCUUUGGCGCUAAAUACCGGCGAGGACAAUGCCGAUCUGGACAGAGAAUUGAAGUUACACGGCUACUCAAACUUCAUUUCUGGUUGCAUGGGAAGCAUCCAAAACUACCUGGUCUACGCGAAUACUGUGUUCGUGAUUCGAUCCGGCGGCAAUCGUCGUCUUGCCGGCUACAUGCUGGCAGCACUGACACUUGCUGUCAUGAUAAUCGGCCCUAGCAUGAUGGGCUACAUCCCUGUUAUGAUGGUUGGCACUCUCAUCUUUGACCUAGGCUUUGAGCUGUUGCUGGAAGCAGUGUGGCUCCCUCGCAAAAAGUUGAAGCUUGCAGAGUAUCUUACUGUCAUUGUGAUUGUUUUGGUCAUGGGCAUCUACGAUUUCGUCGUGGGCAUUGGCGUAGGCAUUGUCCUUGCAUUUGCGUCGCUUGUCAUUCAAACGUCCAGAGUGUCCGCUAUCCGUGCUACAUUCGACGGCGAUGUCGUCUCAUCGACUGUACGACGCAACCCCUCGCAGCAUCACUAUCUCAACCAUGUCGGUCAGCAGACCUACAUUAUCAAAUUGACGGGGUACCUAUUCUUUGGCACUAUUGUGAGUGUUGAGGAGAAGAUCAGGGGUCUCCUCGAUGACGCUACCUUUGGAAGCCGGCCUAUCAAGUUCUUGAUCCUGGAUAUGUGGCACGUCAGCGACCUGGACUAUUCUGCGGGCGAAGCAUUCAAUACAAUUACAAGACUGUUGGACAAGAGGCGUGUUUCACUUAUCCUCAGUGGAGUAGACGCUUCCUCUCAGCUCGGCCGAAAUCUUCGCGCUGUUGGCAUUGGCAGUGGUAAGAUUGAAGUUAUGAUGCUCCCAGACCUCAACUCGGCGCUGGAGUUUUGCGAAAAUGAAUUGCUCAAGACUCUGUACGCCAGACAGCAAGCCCUCAACUCGAACGAGCGCAUGCCUACAGCGAACCUCGAUGUCCCAACUGGAUCAAAGUCCCAGUUGUCAUCGUUUGAUGCGCCAUUCAACUCCCCCCGCCAGACCCAUUUGGUCGAAGCCGCGCACCAAGCACUCAGCACCGCCGAGACACAGGGCCCAAUAAAGUGGCAGAGCUUUAACGAACCUCUGCGCAUCAUGCUGCAAAUCUUCCAGGGCCUUAGCGACAAGAAUGAGGAUUUCUGGUUCCCCGCCACGUCGUUCUUCGAGCGCAAGGAAUACAUGGCCGGCACCACGCUGUUUCGUCGGGGCGAGGCCGCGACGGGCUUUUACUUGCUGGAAAAGGGCAUCCUGCGGGCCGAGUACGAUUUGCCGCAGGGCUGGCUGUGCGAGAACAUUGUCGCCGGCACGACGUGCGGCGAACUCCCGUUCUUCUCAGAGACGAACCGCACCGCCACGGUGACGGUUGAGCGGGACUGCGUCGCGUGGCUGAUGAGCCGCGAGGCGUGGGAGCAGCUGCAGAAGGAGAGGCCGGAUAUUGCGGGUGAGCUGCUGCGCAUUUCGCUCAAACUAACGACUGAGCGUAUGACUUCGAUUACGUCGUAUAUUUUGACGACGGCUGGUUAA
Molecule: messenger RNA, 3267 nt
Organism: Beauveria bassiana ARSEF 2860
Lineage: Eukaryota; Fungi; Ascomycota; Sordariomycetes; Hypocreales; Cordycipitaceae
Product: cyclic nucleotide-binding domain-containing protein
Exons: 3
Coding region: 1-3267 (1088 amino acids)
Cellular component (GO): membrane
Source: RefSeq, a predicted model, not a curated record